Contarinia nasturtii (swede midge) is the source of this 630-nucleotide messenger RNA. RefSeq names its product vascular endothelial growth factor receptor 2-like. Gene Ontology annotation, biological process: homophilic cell-cell adhesion. The record is from RefSeq and is a predicted model, not a curated record. The transcript is spliced from 3 exons. NCBI's taxonomy places the organism in Eukaryota, Metazoa, Arthropoda, Insecta, Diptera, Cecidomyiidae. Gene Ontology annotation, cellular component: plasma membrane. Bases 1 to 531 code for a protein of 176 amino acids.
AUGAGUAUUAUCUAUAGAGAAUUAUUUUUGAGUAUUCGUUUAAUUUCAUGCGAUUCCAGAUGUAAAAAUUUGGUUGUGGUGGAACCACAAGUACCAGAAAUAAAAUCAAACUUAAACGGAGCAGUAAAGAAAAGUCCAGUCGGAGAACCAAUCAAGCUAUGGUGUAAAGUCACUGGUAUUCCACAGCCAACAUUGACAUGGUAUAAAAAUGGAAAUGUAAUUGUGCCCGAAGUCAAUGACACACAUAUUAAAUUGGAUGAAAAUGGAACCGUACUCAAUUUUCAUUACACCAAAGCCAAAGAUGAAGGCAAAUACAAAUGUGAAGCCAUGAUUCGACUAUCGAUGAAAAUGACAAAUCUGCCAACGGUCAGUUUUGCCUUUAUUUUUAGUGUCAUCGGUGCGAUUUUGGUGCUAGUAAUUUGUGUAAUAUACCUUUGGAUGAAAAUUUUAAUGCGACGAAGACGUCAUCGUCGUGAAAUUCCGUUUUUAUACCGGCCACAUAGCACCGAAAGAAACCUUUAUGUUUCAUAGCAAGUAAUUGCAGAUUAGUUUACAAUUUACGACUCUUCAAAUCGAAUUAGAUAAAAGCACACAACACUACAUAUUCACAUCGAAAACAAGAAAACAGCG